Morchella sextelata is the source of this 2061-nucleotide messenger RNA. RefSeq lists its product as uncharacterized. Gene Ontology annotation, molecular function: oxidoreductase activity; copper ion binding. NCBI's taxonomy places the organism in Eukaryota, Fungi, Ascomycota, Pezizomycetes, Pezizales, Morchellaceae. The record is from RefSeq and is a predicted model, not a curated record. The transcript has 3 exons. Bases 1 to 2061 code for a protein of 686 amino acids.
AUGCCGCCCACCACCACCGCCGACGUCGAGCCCCUCCUCGAAGCCAACCGCGCGCCCACCACCGCAACCACCACAACCACCACCCCGCGCCGCCUAACCGCCCGAAAAACGCUCUACACCCUCGGCGCACUCAGUCUGCUGCCGCUGCUGCUCUUCCUCUUCCUCUACUCGAGCUUCUCGCCGCUGGUCCCCGCGUUCCGCGAGGCACCGCCUCGGCCAGUGAUACCAACGCCGCUGGGUACCGAUGGAGACGAGGUUUCUUCGCAUGUAGCUGCACCGCCGACGGCUUCGCCGGUGAGCGUGAUGGGCAGAGACCCGGACGACUAUGUCCUCGACCCCGAGUGGGACGUGAAUGCGCCGCCGACGACGAGGUACUAUAACUUGACGCUGACGGAGGCGGUCGGGAGUCCUGAUGGGGUCCUCCGCACCCUCCUCCUCCUCAACAACCAAUUCCCCGCCCCCCUCAUCCGCGCAAACACCAACGACACCCUCCACAUCACCCUCCACAACCACUCGCCCAACAGCACCUCGCUGCACUGGCACGGCCAGCACCAGCACGGCACGCCCUGGAUGGACGGCACCGUCGGCAUCACCUCCUGCCCCAUCGCCCCCGGCGAAUCCUUCACCUACGUCUUCACCGUCGCCCAUACCUCGGGCACAUACUGGUACCACGCGCACUUCUCGACCACGCGCAUCGACGGCGUGUUUGGGCCCUUGAUCAUCCACGCGCCGGACGAACAGAGGGUGAGUAGUGACCGCGUGCUCAUGGUGCAGGACUAUUAUCAUGAUGUGUCGGCCGCGCUGCUGAAGGGCUAUUUGGCGCCCGACAACGAGAAUGCGGAGCCGGUCCCGGAUGGGGCGCUGAUUAAUGGGCGGGGCAGGGUGGAUUGUGGCGUGGUGGCGGAGGGGAGGGUGUGUAAUGAGAGCUGGGGCGGCGGGAUGCAGUAUGUGGGGGUGGAGAUGGGCGGCGUGCAUAGGCUCAGGUUUGUGAAUGUGGGCGCGUUUGCGGAGUUUGAUGUCGAGAUUGAUAAUCACGAAAUGACGCUAAUCGAAGCCGACGGCACCCCCCUCACCCCAACCCCGCUCCACCGCCUCCGCAUCAACAUCGCCCAACGCUACACCGUCCUCCUCCGCGCCGUCUCCCCCCCCCCCUCCUCCUCCUCCUCCUCCCCGCCCUCCUUCUGGCUCCGCGCACGCAUGCUCCCCCACUGCUUCGCCGCCAUCCCACCAGCCCUCAACACCGAAGUCCGCGCAAUCCUCCACUACACCCCCUCGCCGCCGCCCCUGUCCCCCCACGCCCCGCACCUCCUCCCCACCACCACCGCCCGCUCCGCGUCCCCAGACCUCGAGUGCAAAGACCUCAACACGACCCUCCUCGCCCCGUCCCCCGCCGUCCAGCCGCCCCCCGCGGCUACCCUAAUCCGCCUGAGGAGCAACUUCGAGAUCGGCGCAUACGCGCUCGCGCGCGGCUCGUUCAACGGCUCUUCCUGGCGGCCCGCGCAGACCCCCACGCUCGUCUCCAUCGUCGACGGCCUGCGGUCGCACAACGCCUCCUCGUUCGGCGCGCACGCCGUCACGGCGGCCGGCGUGAUGACGGCGUUUGACGCGGGGCGCCAGAUGGUUGUGCGUGUAGCGGCCGGGACGGUGGUGGACCUGCUGAUCGACAACUUUGACGACGGCAACCACCCGCUCCAUCUGCACGGCCACCGCUUCUGGGUGCUGGGCCAGGGGCGCGGGUAUUAUGACCUGGCGGGCUAUGGGCGGGGCGUGGGGCUGGAGACGCGCAACCCGCUGAGGAGGGAUACGGUGAGUGUGGAGGCGUAUGGGUGGGUGUUGGUUAGGGUGCUGAUGGAUAAUGUGGGGGUGUGGGCGUUGCAUUGCCAUAUUGUGUGGCAUGCGGAGGCGGGGAUGGUGAUGCAGUUUUAUGUGGCGGGCGAGGAGGCGGAGGGGUGGGAGGUGCCGGCGCAGGUGAGGGAGGGGUGUGAGGCGCCCGAGAGGCAGAGGGGGGGUGGGAUUGAUGAUGAGGUGUUUAUGAGGGAGUGGGUGGAUAGGAAGAUAUAA